This is a messenger RNA of Populus nigra (black poplar), 4728 nucleotides long. Its product is annotated as transcriptional activator DEMETER-like. Gene Ontology annotation, molecular function: DNA N-glycosylase activity; DNA demethylase activity. Bases 1 to 4503 code for a protein of 1500 amino acids. Lineage: Eukaryota; Viridiplantae; Streptophyta; Magnoliopsida; Malpighiales; Salicaceae. The transcript is spliced from 19 exons. Gene Ontology annotation, biological process: base-excision repair. The record is from RefSeq and is a predicted model, not a curated record.
AUGGAGAAAAGGGAGCCUGCUAUACAGAAUGUUGGUGCUCCAGUAACUCCAGAAAAGCCCCCGCCUCUGUCAGCAAGGCCACAACCGGUCUAUGUUAAAAGGUUCUCGGAACAUGGUUCACAAAGUUUUCUGGGAAGAAUCGCAGCAGAAGAGGCUCGAGAUCCCAUUUGUGCAGUUAUUACUGCCGCGACUUCCACAAGCAAGAAUGAGCAUCCCAACAAUAGCAAGUAUUUGGAAACUGGUGCUGGUUUUCAGAUAGAUUUGAAAGAAAGCAUCUAUGACUGGAACGACAAUUCUACCGCUUCUGUUCAUGGUACUCAAAUCUUCGGAGACUCAGGAGGUCUUUCCGAAGAGGGUUUUCAAUCUGAAAACCAUAAUCUUUUGUCUAUUCCAGACCUGGAGGAGAGUGAUAGAUACAGAGAAAAAUGUUGUGUGCUUCCUUAUGGUAAAGAGCAAGAUGCAGAACAUGGUACAAUCUCUCGUAUGAAUUAUGAGAAGCUUGAUCAUAUUGGGUGCUCAAAGCCAGUUGAGCAAGUUGCGAUUUCGACUCCAUUGCCAAAGAAAAGUGGCAGCAAAAGACCAAGAAAUGGCAUGGAUCAGAACAAAAGGCCAGUGAAGAAACCCAAGAGGAAGAAACAUAGAACGAAAGUAGCCGUUGAAGGUAAACCAAAACGAACUCCCAAAAAGAUGCCAAAGCUUGCAACUCCGAAAUGUAUGCAAGAGACAAAGGAGAAGAGGAAGUGUGUUGAGAAAGAUGCAACUCCGAAAUGUAUGCAAGACACAAAAGAGAAGAGGAGGUGUGUUAAGAAAGAUGCAACUCCGAAAUGCAUGCAAGAGAAAAAGGAGAAGAGGAAGUAUAUUAAAAAAGCUCCUCCUCCUCUCAGAAAUAGCCAAGAGAGUUCAGUGAGAGAGCAUCAUAAGGAAGUUGCUGAAAUUCCAAAGAUGGAAAAUCUGCCAGUUGAUGAAAACAAGAUGGCUAUGGUUAGUAAUGUCAACCGUGAUUUGAAAGAUGACAAUAAAGAUUCGACUAUGCAGCCUGACAUGGAUAACAAUAGUGGAUCAAUGGUUUUGUUGAGUGAUGAUAAAUUGGGGUUCAAGUCAAAUGAAAAUGAACUAAGAUGGAACGUUCGUGCAAUGAGGUCUGCAGGAAAAUUUUGGCCGAAACCUGGUUGUCAAUAUAAUUCAUUACAGGCUUAUAGAAGGGUAUUUAGAGUAGACUCCUGUCUCGGCAAUAGCAGAGAGGUUGGGCCUAAUGUUCCUAAAAGAUGCAUGAAAAAAAUGAUCAAGAGGAGGCGUAAAUUGAACCUGUUCAGCUCUUUAUGGUCGUCUCACUUUAGUUGCCAUGAAAGAAAGAAGAGAUCUAAGGUGUUUACUCCAAGAGUCGAUCUCACUUCUCUCAAUGCAAGAUUCGCAGAGAAAGAGAAGGAUUUAGUGACAGCUCCUCGGGAUCAUAUAACCGACAAAUUAAAGGGAGAAAACCGCGAAACUCUAGCAGAGGGAUGCAUUGAGGAAGGGCUUUGUCUUAAACAAGCUCUAACCAAUGAAGUUAAUGGAGUUCAAAUAGUCUGUGAGGCUAAAGCACCAAGCUGCUCUGAGAUGAGACCCUCUGCUGCAAAAUCAAAGUUUGAAGAUGGCAAAAGCAAACAACAGUCCCGGAAAAAGAAGAUCCGAAUCACCGACAAAUCAAUAAAAUCUGGACCGAAACUUUUCGAUGACGAAAGUGGGAUUCUUCUUAAGACAGUUAAGCAUGCUGUAAUGGAUAAACUUGGUGAUCUACUGCGGAAUUCAAGCAUCAAUGACAAUAAGAGUGAAAAAAGGGGUCCUGGCAGACCAAAAAGUAAACCGGAACAUGUAGUUGACGGACAGAAUGCUUUAAUUCCCUAUUGGGGUCGUGGAAGAGCAAGACAUGAAGUUGAUCUGGAUCCAGAGUCAUUGAGAAGGUGGAACCAACUAAUGAAAAUAGAUAGUGGAGAGGGUGAAGAAGAGGAUGGAAAAAGUAAAGAAUGGUGGCAAAGAGAAAAAAUAACUUUCAAUGGACGAAUAGAUGCGUUUACUUCUCGGUCGCAUCAGUUUCUAGGUGAUAGGAGAUUCAGACAGUGGAAAGGUUCUGUUGUGGACUCAGUGGUAGGAGUUUUCCUAACCCAAAAUGUGUCAGACCACCUAUCAAGUGCUGCAUACAUGUCACUUGUUGAAAAUUUUCCAGUUCAGUCAACGAGUAAUCAACAAGCGUCGAUGACCAUAGAUGGCCAAAAAUCAAUUGAGAGCAGCAUGACAUGCAUUGGAGCAACUUAUGAUGCAGAUGGAAACCGAUAUUUUGUCACAGAAGUACCUGAACCAGAUAUGAAUCACGGGUCCAAAGAUUUACCAGCCGAAAAGGAUACGUGCUUGCUUCAAGAAGAGGAGCAAGGACAGAAUGGUGUUGUGAGAUCAGAAUCUGAACCAGAUAUGAAUCGUGGACCCAAAGAUUUACCCGCCGAAAGGGCUAUAUGCUUGCUCCAGGAAGAGGUGCAUAGACAGAAUGGUAUUGUGAGAUCAGAACCUGAACCAGAUAUGAAUCUUGUGUCUCAAUAUUUACUUGUUGAAAAUCCUAUGUGCUUGCCUCGUGAAGUGGUGCGAAGACAGCCUCAAAAUUUACCAACCGAGCAGCCUAUAUGUUUGCCUCGUGAAGUGGUGAAAAGACAGAGCGGGAAUGAAACUGAAAAGAAAAACAGAAGCCCGAAUAGGAAAACAGCUUCUAAGGAGACUAAAAAGACAAUUCCGAGAGGGAAGAAUAAAAUUGUUAAAGAUGUGGUACUUAGAAGGAGGAACUGGGAGAGUUUAGGAAAGAUCUAUUCUAGACCAAGAAGCAAGGAUCAGAUGGAUUCGGUGGAUUGGGAGGCAGUAAGACAAGCAGAAACCAGCAAAGUUGCCAGCAUCAUCGAAGGACGUGGUCAGCAAACUAUUAUUGCGGGAAGAAUCAAGCAAUUUCUGGAUCGAGUUGUUGACAUGCAUAAAAGCAUAGAUCUCGAAUGGUUACGAUAUGCUCCACCUGAUGAUGUGAAGGAUUACCUGUUGGAGUUCAUGGGAUUGGGCUUGAAAAGCGUUGAAUGUGUACGACUUUUGUCUCUUCAACAGGUUGCCUUUCCGGUUGAUGUAAAUGUUGCUCGGAUAGCGGUUCGCUUAGGAUGGGUUCCCCUGAAAGCACUCCCUGGAAGCCUUCAGUUCCACCUUAUAGAAGAGUUUCCGAUAUUGGACACCAUUCAGAAAUACCUUUGGCCCCGACUAUGCGAGCUUGACCAUAGAACACUCUGCUUUUUCGUGGUAACCAAGAAACAAUUACUGACUCCAUAUGCUUGCCGAAGCAGCUAUGAACUGCACUAUCAGAUGAUAACCUUUGGAAAGGUAUUCUGCACAAAGGAAAACCCAAGGUGCCAUGCUUGUCCAUUGAAAGCAGAAUGCAGACAUCAUGCUAGUGCACAAGCAAGUGCUGUCAAUCUUUCCCUACCAGGACCGUCAAAGAAAAGUGUGGACCAAUCAAUUGUUACCAGCAAGCCUAGUAGAAAUUCUAGUUCACUUAGAAACAAUUGUGAUGUCGAAAAUCCAAUGUCAGUUACCCUUUUAGAUGCCAACAGAACUACAGAAUCUGGUCGAGAUGUUCACACUUGCAAACCCACAGUUGAAGAGCCAAAAUCACCACAACAAGAAGAGGACAUUGAAGAUUUUUCAUGGGAUGGAUGUAUUGAAGAUGAAGAGAUCCCCACUAUCAAACUCAAUCGUGAAGAGUUCAACCCAGAUGGGAAAAAGUCUCCAUACAGCAAUUCUAUGUCGCAAGCUUUAGUUUCUGUGGGGACUCCUCCAUUGUCAGCACCUAAAAUGAAGCGUGUGACCUCUUUGCGGACUGAACAUCAAGUGUAUGAACUUCCAGAUAAUCAUGAGAUUUUGGUUGGGCUAGACAAACGGGAAAGGGAUGAUUCAGUACCUUACCUUCUCGCUAUAUGGCAACCAGGUGAAACUCCGAAUUCAAGCCAGCAACCUGAGAAAUUAUGCAGCUCGCAAGGAUCACACCUCUGUGAACAGAAAACAUGUUUUGCUUGUGAAGGUAUUCGAGAACAACAAGCUGGUAUAGUUCGUGGAACGAUUUUGAUACCAUGCAGGACAGCUCUGAAGGGAAGCUUUCCACUCAAUGGCACAUAUUUUCAAGUUAACGAGGUAUUUGCUGAUCACAAAUCUAGUUAUGGCCCCAUUAUUGUUCCCAGAGAAUUGCUAUGGAACCUCGUAAAGAGGACUUUAUAUGUUGGCUCGUCAACAAAAUCAAUAUUUAGAGAUUUGUCAUUAAAGGAGAUUCACCAAAACUUUUGGACAGGUUUUACUUGUGUGAAAGCAUUCGAGCGAGGAACAGGUGCUCCAAAACCUCUUGCAAGGAGAUUCCACUGUUCAGCAAGCAAGAUGGAGAAGGAAGGAAGGAAAAAAUCAGGUGCUGUAAGAGAUGAUGCUAAAGCAAUCACGCUAAAGAAUGCCUUAUAGUUUGAACCAAUAUUUGCAUUCGUUCUCUUAUUCUAGUUGAAACUUGAACAUGAUCCGUUUGUUUUCCAAAAAUAUUAUAUAGUUUGUCGCAACAAGAGCAUGCAUGUCUGAAAAAAAACCAGAAAACAUACAACUUUAGAUUGUAAGCAUGACUAAAAACAUAUAAAGAUACUGGCAUUAAAGAUACUGGCAUUAAUUAUUUAUAAUCUAAAGCGUUAGGGUGAA